UGAACUAUAACUGUACUAUAGCCAUUAGGCCUAUAGUAUAUAUAGUGUAGGCUACAAAGAAUUAUUAUAUUUUGUAACUGAGUUAAUCCAGUGGGAGACCAAGUCAGCCAAAAAGAAGUCUUUCAACUUUGUGAGGUAUAAUUUCAAUUAAUAAUAAUGAAAGCCCAGUAACAGUUGCUUUACAAUAAUUUAAAUUUAUUAUUAUCAUAGAAUGUGUUCAUAAUUUAAUGAUAGGCUAACUAACAUAAAACUAGAUUUCUUUUUAAACUAAAUUUCCAUAUUCACUCUAUAACUAGUUGUAGUAGUAGUAGGCCUAAAAUAUAAUUGUUAUGGCUUACAUAAUUUGUAAUCUUUCUUUAAAUCCAUUAAAGUCAGCAAUGGCCCAACCAUUCACUGUAGUGGGUACUUGGACUUUCUCUCAAGCACCAGCACUAGAGGCUGCCAAGAGACUAGCAUAUGGCCAUUCAGCUCUGGAUGCUGUGGAGGCUGGUAUCACUAGUCAGUUUAUCAUAAUUAUCAUCUUAUUUAUUUAAUUAAUUUUGAUCCUGGCUAAUAAAUUGUUGACUUCACUGUAAAAAUAGUUCGUCUAGAUUAGGGUUCUUGAAUAUUAUUGAGGUAAAACAAUGCUCAAAGUUCACUAAUUGACCAGUGAAAUUCAAUGAAAUAGCAGUGAAGACCACUAUUAGUCACUCUUGCUUACAAAAAUAUCUGAACGUUAAAAAAGGGCAUGUAGUCUAUAAUGGAAUUGUAUCUGAAGUUGAAAUUGUAAUUUACUAUUGAAUUAAUUGAAACAAUUAUCAUACUGAAAUGCCACAGUAGCAGAAGUAGAUCCCACUUAUGGCCCAUACCAUGUUGGAUGUGCUGGAUGGCGAAACUCUAACAAUGUUCUGGAACUUGAUGCCGCAAUAAUGGACGGAAAGCAGCUAAGCUUUGGAGCUGUUACAGCCUUGCAGGGGUUAGAUGUAUUUUUUUUUUUUUAAAUGCCUUUAUUAUAGCCAUAUGUUUUAUUGCAACUUAUUUAUGUUUCUUCUUACUUGUUUUCAUAGCUGUUGUACUUACUCUUCCAGUUAGCUGGACUCCACACAUAGUAUUGUGUAGGAAAAUUAUUUUUUUUAUGUAGAACAAACACUUAUCUACAAAUACAUCAAAUGAUUUCACUUGGGCCUCUCAAACUUUUAAGGAAAGUUGGGCAACAACUGAUCUCAUAACUUGAAACUAUUACAGAGAGUAAGGAAGACUGAUAUGCUAUUCCAAUUCAGAUUCCCACAAGCCAUCUCUGUAGCACGUCAAGUAAUGGAAAAAAGCCGGCAUAGUAUUCUGACUGGAUCAGGUGCUGCAUUAUUUGCAGAGUCACAUGGCUUCAAAUAUCAGCCAAACCUUGGCGUGAACUCUGUAAGUUUGCCAUAAUAUUUUGUGAGUCCAACAAUUCUUCUAUAUAAAGUAUCCAACUUGAUCAAUGUAUAAUAGUUUUGAAUAUUAUAAGAAAAUAAAUUCUCAUGAAAUACAUUCAUAUAUAUUUAUAUAUAUAUAUAUAUAUAUAUAUAUAUAUAUAUAUAUAUAUAUAUAUAUAUACAGACAGACUGAUUUAAUAAAAUAUAUAUAACAUAAACUCUAUAAAAAAAAUAUUAUAUACAGACAGACUGGUUUAAUCAAAUGUACUUAACAUAAGCUCUAUUAAAAAAAUAUUAUUUUAUUAUUUUAAUUAUCUAAGAACCCUUCUGGAUUGCCAGAUCGCAAUAAGAAAUUCCAGCUCCUCCUACAUUUAUUUAAUGCAAGUUCCUACAUCACCAGCCUUGUGGAGAGCCCAGUUCACUUGCCCAAGUUCAGUGUGCUGGACAUGAUACACUUGGUCUCCUGGCUUUGGAUGGUACAGGUAACAUUUGUGCAGGUGAGACAACCAUUUUUUACUGUCACAGAAAUCAAGACAAAUAGAUUUAAACUUUAGUAACUAGCAUUAUUUGAUUGUUUCCUGGCAACACAUGUGUGUCAAAACUCUUAUUAUCCAUUUUUAGAUCGAAAUGACAGUAAAAAUCUGAAAAAAUGAAUACAGUCCAACUGAAUUGGGUUUUGGUUGAAAAGACAGUUACAUGAAAUAAAGAAAUAAUUCCUGUGGUUAACCAGUCUCUUUUAAAUGGGAAAUCAAAUAAAUAAUUUGAUCUUUUUGUUGUCAGGCCUAUGCUUUUAUUGUUUUAUGUUUUUUCUCAGGUGUGUCCACAAGUGGGAUGUCAGGUAAACAUCCAGGAAGAGUAGGAGACAGUACAUUACCUGGAUGUGGCUUGUAUGCUGGUUUGUUGAGUUUUCUUCUUGAUUCUUAGUCCUUAUGAAUAUGCAUAACUUAUUUUUCACUCACAGUUGCAUUAACUACAAUGAGUUUUCACUAUUCAGAACUGUUCUCAUAAUUUAUUUUAUUUUAUUUUACAAUUUUUUUCUCUGGGUAAAACUUGAUUUUGAUAUGAAAUUCAAUACAUUUUUUCACUUAUUAUGGGAGUAUACAUUUUCUUAGCAAAGUUGUUAUCAUGUUUGUUAAUUAAAACAAAUUACUGGUAUGAAGUUUGAUAAUCUUCUUUUCAAUGGAUCAAUUCAAAAAUAAAAUUUUACAGACUCUUUAUACGGUGCGGCAUGCUGCUCUGGUGAUGGGGAUGAAAUUCUUAAGUUCUGUCCAAGCUAUAAAGUUGUGGAUCUUUUAAAGCAGGUUAUUAAAUUUAUUUAAAAUAAAAAUAAUUCACAUUUUAAAUGACUAAAUAAAUUUUAUCCAGUUUUUUUAUCUGAUCAAAAAAUUCAUCUAGGUUGGAUUUCAUAACUUGAGUCCUUGAUUAGAGCUUAGUUGCUCAGAGUAGACUUAAAUAUUCAGUGUUUGAAUAAUUUCGUUAAGAAUAUGUUGAUGGAGGUAAAAAAUUAGAUAGCAUAUUCUCACAUUCUUGAUUGUUUGUUUCAAAGGGCAAAAAUCCCCAGGAAGCUUGUCAGCUGGUGACCAAUGAGAUUUCACAGCACCGUGGAUGGAAGGCCAGAUUUCAGUUAGUCAUUAUUGCUAUAGAUGCCAAGGUGAGCCACUCAGGUUUUACUAUUUGCUUGAUGAGACUGAAGAUGUUAUGCUGCCAAGAACUAUAGACAGAUGAAUUAAAUAUAUUGAUGUUGGUGAUUUAAUUAAUGGUAAAUAAAAUCUGUGAUUUUUUUAUUCUAAUUCUUCUUGAAGAUCAGUAUAAAAAGUGUCAAAAGUAUAUGUUUUAAAUUUUCCUCUGAGUAUUUAAAAUAAUGUUUCAUCCAGAGUCUGUGACUUUUAUCUAACUCUAAAUCUUAACAAGAAAGACUUAAGAAUCCAACUCAUCAACUCAAUCAUAAAAUUUAUUCCAAAUUCAUGUGCCAUAGACAGGUUGGUAAAGUAAGGAGCUUGAAAGAUUUUUUUUCUUUCAAACAGUGGGAGGAAAGGGGGUGGUGUGGAGAAAGGAGUAUGGAAAAGUGGUGAUAUACUGACUGUUACUUCAUUUUAAAAAAAUCCAUUUGACAAACCAUAUUUAAAAACUAAUUGUAAAAAUAAAAGAUUGUGUAAUAAUAUAUAGGAUAUUAAAAAAUAUACCUAGUUUGAAUUGGUCUACUUAAACUGCGAUUCCCAAAUAUUUUGUACACCUGCACAUAAUUUGUAACAAUAUCUAACAUUCCAGGGGCAAACUGGAGCUGGUAAUCUCGGGGUCGACACCUGGACAGAUUGUAACACUGGCAAGAUGUACCCAGGUUUCCCUUACACUCUGAGGUCACACCAGGAUGAUGAUGUGUUGGUCCAGGUUGUGCCAUCCAUGACACAUUAAU
Messenger RNA from Lymnaea stagnalis (great pond snail), 3804 nucleotides. The record is from the annotation of a GenBank genome assembly. Lineage: Eukaryota; Metazoa; Mollusca; Gastropoda; Lymnaeidae.